AUGCUUUGCACGAAGGUGGUGGAGGGAGGAAGCUCGCUCCCGUGGCACUCGAGCAGGGCUGUGGGUGGCGAAGGAGCACACAGCAGACGGCCUCGUCCUGUGCGCGUCCUCGGGAUGGGCGGCCCGCGGACGACCCUGUCUGUCUUCCUUAUUUUUGUGCCUGUGUAUCUGCAUGGGGUUCUGUCGCAGGAAGCCGGCCCUGCAGUGCAAAGAAAACCAUUUUUCGAGAGGCUCCGCAGACUAGAAGAGCAGUUUCGGAGGCUCCAAGAGGUGACCCUCACACACCUGCGGGGCCUUGCCAGCAACUACAACCUGUCCUACGACAUUGACACUCGGUUCCAGAGCCUGGCCCUAGAGACCCAGGCCGUGGCCCUGGCCGUGAACCGGUCACAGGCCGCCGUGCAGGGUGACCUGAGCCACCUCAAGACCUGGGUGCAGAAGUCACAGCGCAGGAGCCGGAAGCUGGACUCCAGGCUGCUGGCCUUGGACUCCGCCCUGAGUGACAGGGACAGGCAGCUGGCCCAGGCGGGGAAGGAGCGGGAGGCACAGGGGGACGGCCUCGCCGGCCUGGGCCUGGCCCUGCGGGCCCUACAGGACACGGUGGCCGGCCUCACGCACCUGGUGCAGAGCCAGGGCGCCAGGCUGGCUGCUCUCGAGGGACGGCUGCAGGUGGCCGGUCCUGGCGCCGUGGCCCCGGGGCCGACUUCGGCCCUGCCCCCGCCCCCGCCCCUGCCCCUGCCCCAGCUGGGGCUGCCAAGCCCAGGCUCCCCGAAGCUGCAGAGGGGCGGGCAGGCGCUCAGAGCUCCGCCUGAGCCCGGGGACCCACCUCAGGACUUCGCCGGCCGUCUCCAGGGGACGCGGGAGCCACCAGGCCCAGGCAGCCGGCGGACCCGGCCGCCCGAGAGACCAGGAGAGGCCUGCAACGUGGGCCCCGUGCUCGUCUUCCCCAACGCCUCCACCCAGAACGUCGCCUUCCUGAGUCCCGGCUUCCCCGCAGGCCUGCGGGCCCUGUCUGUCUGCAGCUGGGUCCGCGUGGCCUCGGGCCACCUGGGCACCCUGCUCUCCUACGCCACCGAGGAGAAUGACAACAAGCUCGUGCUGCACGGCAGGGACUCCCUGGUCCCUGGCUCUGUCCACUUCGUGAUCGGAGACCCGGCCUUCAGGGAGCUGCCCCUGCAGCCACUGCUGGAUGGCCGGUGGCACCACGUGUGUGUCAUCUGGACGUCCACGCUGGGCAGGUACCGGCUCCACAUAGACCGCAGGCUAGUGGCCACUGGCUCCCGCUUCAGGGAGGGCUACGAGAUCCCUCCAGGGGGGUCCCUUGUGCUGGGCCAGGAGCAAGACAGCGUGGGGGGUGGGUUCGACAGCUCCGAGGCCUUUGUGGGGAGCGUGGCGGGCCUGGCCAUAUGGGACCGGGCACUGGUCCCCGGGGAGGUGGCAAGCCUCGCCACUGGGAGGGGGCUCCCUCCGGGCGCUAUCCUCACGCUGGACGACGCCCACCGGGUGGGCGGAUUCGUGCAGAGGGUGAACUGCAGCUGCCUGGCGCUCUGUCCCUGA
Puma concolor (puma) is the source of this 1557-nucleotide messenger RNA. RefSeq names its product pentraxin 4 (gene PTX4). NCBI's taxonomy places the organism in Eukaryota, Metazoa, Chordata, Mammalia, Carnivora, Felidae. The record is from RefSeq and is a predicted model, not a curated record.